GUCAGUGCAGCAGAAUCCCGGAACCUAAACGCGGAGAAGCAAAACAAGCUGCAGCUACGGCACUCAGCUCUCUCCCGUGUUUGGAUGCAAGAAGAUAAUAGGAUUGAUUGCACUUAUUCAGCUUCGGUGUUUUUCCCCAACAUAGAUAUAUUCUGGCUCAUACUUGUUGCAUAGCUUAUAUGCUAAUGCUAGCGAGUUAGCUCCGGCAUGAACUCGCUGGUUGGCUAUGGAGUUUCCUCCGGCAGCGAGGAAGAGGAGGACGACGUAAACAACGGGAAAGCGGACUCUCCUCCGGAUGGCGGCGAUGCUGCUGCCAAAAAGAGCCGCAACUUCUUACUGGAGUCCGACUCCGCAUCGAGCGGCUCGGACUCGGAGGACCAGGAGCCCUCGUCGUCCUCGCCUCCUGCCCAUAACCGCUCCUCUGCGCCCCGACCCGCCGCGGACUCGAUCGCCCCUAAAAAGUUACCGCCUCCCAGUCUGGGCGCGUCGUCGGACAGCGGCGUGUUCGCCAACCCGUUCCGAGCGCAGGCCGAGCGGAAGCUCAGCGCGCUGCAGAAGCACGUCCCGCUCACCCUGCACGCCAGACCCGCGCAGAUCGGGGGCAAAAAGGUGUGCGUCUCCUACAGGAAGGACGGGAGGUGCCGCUUCGGCAUCAAGUGCAAGUUUGCUCACGACAGCGACCUCCAGACCGCGGUGGCCGCCGGCGACUGCCGUCCGGCCGCCGGCGAGGAGGAGCCGGGCGGAGCGGCCCGGAGCGCGCAGCGGGAGGCUCACCAGAGGGACGGAGAGCAGCAGCAGCAGCAGAUGAAGAAGAGGAGAGUUGGACUGAGCAACACUCUGAUUCCUCCUAAAAGAGCGCUGAAGCAGUAUGCCAUGCAGAGAGACAGAGGGCAGACCGAUAUGUCCCGAUGACCCCCUAGAUAUUGGGAAUAAACCCAGAAACUAUGUACAUUGUGUCCUUAAUGUGGAGUUUUCUGGACCAGAGAUCACUUUGUCGUAUUUAUUCUUCCCAGUCACACAUGGACCAGUUCACUGUUCUUUCUGAGAGACAUUAAACAGAAAUCUGUGUAAAUAGCUGGGAUGAACUGGGCACCGGCAUCAAAAUUAAACCACAUUUUAUCACCAACAUUUCCCCACGUAGAGUUCCAGGAAGCCCUACCUCUGCAUCAUUUCACCACGUGUUUGUGUAUUCCGCUUAACUUAAUGUACCAGAACUAAAAUAAACGUCUGAUAACGUAGAAGUGAAAAA
Messenger RNA from Fundulus heteroclitus (mummichog), 1249 nucleotides. RefSeq lists its product as uncharacterized. Bases 208 to 912 code for a protein of 234 amino acids. NCBI's taxonomy places the organism in Eukaryota, Metazoa, Chordata, Actinopteri, Cyprinodontiformes, Fundulidae. The record is from RefSeq and is a predicted model, not a curated record. Gene Ontology annotation, molecular function: metal ion binding. The transcript has 2 exons.